Ceutorhynchus assimilis (cabbage seed weevil) is the source of this 348-nucleotide messenger RNA. The record is from the annotation of a GenBank genome assembly. NCBI's taxonomy places the organism in Eukaryota, Metazoa, Arthropoda, Insecta, Coleoptera, Curculionidae.
AUGGGUUUAGAAGAACUGUGGAUUUUAUUUGGGUCUAGGAAAAAUCGAAGAUACAUUGCAGCCCACGACUUCGCUAAUGUAAGUACGGAUAAAUGUAUGGGCUUUAGAGGCUUUUAUGCGUAUACUAGAUGCGACAGUGUAUCCUUUCUCAGUGGAAGAGGCAAGAAAGGAGCAUGGAAAACAUGGAUGACUUGUGAGUCGGCAACCAAAGCAUUUAAGUUUACAUCUUUGCCAAACGACCACAUUCCAUGUCACAUUCAGGCACUUUUGGAAGAGUUUACUUCGAAGCUAUACUCUGCAACCUCAGAACAUCGAAAAGUUGAUCAGCUACGGAAACAGCUCAUCUGA